GCCUCACCGCGGCAGCGCUGCCAAUGGGCUGCCGGGACAGCGCUGGAAAGCGCCGGGCCCCGGCGGCCGCGGGUUUAUAGCGGAGGGCUAGCGGCGCGGCCGGCAGACGGAGCGGCAGCGGCAGCAUGGCAGCGGCGGAGGGAGGGCGGCAGGUCGCGAACUUCGGCGCCGGGCCGGCGAAGCUGCCGCGCUCCGUAUUAUUAGAAGCACAGAAAGAAUUGGUAGACUAUAAAGGACUUGGUAUAAGUGUUCUUGAAAUGAGCCAUCGGUCUUCAGAUUUCACAAAAAUUCUAAAUACAACUGAAAAUCUCAUGCGUGAAUUGCUAAAUAUACCAGACAACUACAAAGUUAUUUUCCUUCAAGGAGGUGGAUCUGCUCAGUUCAGUGCUGUCCCACUUAACCUUAUUGGCUUAAAGGAGGGAAGGCAGGCAGAUUAUGUGGUUACUGGAGGUUGGUCGGCAAAAGCAGCUAAAGAAGCGGAGAAGUAUGCCAAAGUAAAUAUUGUUCAUCCCAAACUAGGAGCCUAUACAAGCAUUCCUGAUCCAAGCACUUGGAACCUUAAUCCAGAUGCGUCUUAUGUGUACUAUUGUGCUAAUGAAACUGUUCAUGGUGUGGAGUUUGACUUUGUACCUGAUGUCAAAGGAGCAGUCUUGGUUUGUGAUAUGUCAUCAAACUUCCUGUCUAAACCUGUGGAUGUUUCCAAGUUUGGUGUGAUUUUCGCUGGUGCUCAGAAGAAUGUUGGCUGUGCUGGAGUUACUGUUGUAAUAGUACGUGAGGACUUGCUGGGAUUUGCCCUGAAGGAAUGCCCUGUUGUACUGGAUUACAAAACACAGGCAGCAAAUAGCUCAUUGUAUAACACUCCACCAUGCUACAGUAUUUAUAUCAUGGGAUUGGUACUGGAAUGGAUAAAGAAUAAUGGUGGAGCUGCAGCAAUGGAUAAACUCAGUUUAAUCAAGUCACGGAUGAUUUAUGAUAUUAUAGACAAAUCUAAUGGAUUUUAUGCAUGUCCAGUGGAGAGAAAGAACCGAAGCAGAAUGAAUGUACCUUUCCGCAUUGGCAGUGUCAAGGGUGAUGAAGCCCUGGAAAAGAAAUUUCUUGAGAAGGCUGUGGAACUUAAUAUGAUAUCUCUGAAAGGACAUCGGUCUGUGGGAGGAAUCCGUGCCUCUUUAUAUAAUGCGGUGACUGUAGAAGAUGUUCAGAAGCUUGCAACAUUCAUGAAAAGCUUCAUGCAGAUGCAUCAGUCAUAAAUGCCCAUGGGUUAGAGCCAUGCUGCACUCAGCUGAAGGGGUUUAACAUGACUGUGGUACUGCACAGCUGUAGCGCACAAGUUUAUUUUCUUUUAGUUCCUGUAGAAAUUUUAAUUAACUGAAUGGAACAGAGGCCCAGUCUUGCAGUGAUGCAGCAACUUCGGCUUUGCUGAAGAUGAGGAUCCCCAGACUGAUUGUGACUGAUUGCAAAAUUUCAAAAUGUGUGGUUAAAACAUGAAUAACAUUGUAAGAUGCUAUGGAUCUGAGUCCAUUUCUCACUUCUAGUUACAAGUGACUUCAGCAAUGCCUUCUUUUGAUAAAAUUCAGGAAGCAAACUUUGUCAUAAACCAUCUUUAAUGCUUUACAAAUGCAUAAUGAAGGUAAAGUGACAUGGUCUCUAGGGACAUCUAGUUAAUUUAUGGGCUAUAUUCCAACCAUGUACC
Molecule: messenger RNA, 1690 nt
Organism: Passer domesticus (house sparrow)
Lineage: Eukaryota; Metazoa; Chordata; Aves; Passeriformes; Passeridae
Gene: PSAT1
Product: phosphoserine aminotransferase 1
Exons: 9
Coding region: 126-1247 (373 amino acids)
Biological process (GO): L-serine biosynthetic process
Cellular component (GO): cytoplasm
Molecular function (GO): pyridoxal phosphate binding; O-phospho-L-serine:2-oxoglutarate transaminase activity
Source: RefSeq, a predicted model, not a curated record